Messenger RNA from Rattus norvegicus (Norway rat), 4573 nucleotides. The record is from RefSeq and is a predicted model, not a curated record. Lineage: Eukaryota; Metazoa; Chordata; Mammalia; Rodentia; Muridae.
AUGACAGGCGUGGCCGGGAGGGCGAAAGAACCCCGAGUCUCAGGUUUGCUGCUCAUCAACUGCUGUGUGUCCUUGGGCAAGCUACGGAAGCUUUCUGGUCCUGAGUUCCUCAUCUGAAAAGGGAGUUGAUGCUGACAUUCACACCUCAGAGCUGCUGCAGACGGAGCGGACAGGCGUAGAGCAGACAGAGCUAGGGCUGCAAGCCGUGGAUUAAUAAUUACGUUGCCAUCCAUGUUCAUCACCGGCAUCCACACCAAGGAAGCCGGAGACCAGCUCUGCUUCCUCACAUGGCCACCGACAGGGGAAACCCAGGGUUUAUUGGGUUUAUUUUGCGGCACUGGGGGGGAUCAACCACAGUGCUGCAUGUGUGUUUUGCAAGUGUCCUCCCAAAGGCAGCCUAGCAUCACCCCGGGGACCACAGGGAUGCUUGUGGACACUCACGGGGACAGCAUGACAGGAGCCGGGCAAAGAGAGGCAGGUGCUUCCUGGUGUCAAGGCUUGGGGUCAGAGCUCUGUCCUCACAGUGUCAGGCUGUCUGUUGCUCUUUCCUGUGCGCCUCUUGAAGCAUGGAGCUCCUCGUCUAAAUCCACACGGUGAGUGGGACCCAUGUCUCGCUCUCUCUGCUUCCCAAGAGAACGGUUGUAGACAUUCCACCCUCUUUCCACCCUCUUUUUAGGUCCCCAGUGACAAGCCAAAAUCCAAUUCCACCAACAUCUGCCUGGGUGAGCGAUGAGUUCCUUGGUCCUACUUCCAGGGAUAGGUGAAGGGUUACUCACAGGAGAACGGGAGACAUCAUUCUAGCAUGGACGAUGACUUAGAAUAGCAGCAAAGAGGGUGUCCCCGUCUCAGCUGACCUUCCACAGUAUAUACAUACACUCUAGCAUCUCCUGUGGCCACAGGGCAUGUAGUUAGGAUAGAAUUGUACACAACUAGACACAAGGUGCGAAGAGCUACAACAUCUCAGGUGAGACUCCGGUGACCUUCCCCACACCCUCCUAGGAGGGCCUCUCAAGAGGCCGCAAAUCUGACCUUAAGGGUCUCUAGCACGAAGUCACACCUCCCUUGAUGAAACGCUUGGAGGGUGGCACCCUACCUACAACAGGGAGGCAGCGGAGGGGGUUGCCUGCAGCUCUGCACUAAUUGCACCUGGUUAAUUGAGUAAUUGGCAACGGAGUGUUUGGCACUACAAAGAGGGAGUGACUCUUCUUAGAGUCUCCUUCGGGACCCAUCACCUGACCCGAAUGGGUGGUAGGAUUUAACUGCGUAUGGUAGGGAGAGGCUCCCAAGGUGAAUUGGGUUCAGACUCUGAGAAGGAGGCUCACUGUUGGGGGAUUCCAAUUAUAUUCACUGUUUAAAGCCAAGGGUGAAAUCCGGCUCAGGCUUAUCUCCCCUGCACAUCACCUGGAGCUAGAAAUUCAGUUCUUGCCUUUAGCCAAGCUGUGAAAUGUCAAAGAGGCCCUGAGAGUCAUCUCUCGGCUAGGGGUCUGGCGUUCUCAAGUCAGAGACCUCAAUUUCUGUCUGUAACAAGAUAGCGGAGCCUUGUACAGGGGAUGUGGAGCCGCAGGGAUCUGUAGAGUACUCAAGGUGGGAGGCACUGAUAGUGUCCGUCCCAUGUCCCUAUCUGCCCCCACCCGAGCGGGGUGCAUUAGCAUUUUGCCUGGGUGGCUUGGGAUGAAAGAUGAGGACUUUACUAUCGCUGCCAGCCCACAAGAUAAAUGCUCAUUUUUGCUUUUAAGUUUAAUUAACUUUUACCUUUUAUUUUUUUAAAUCAGUGUGAGUGUCUAUGACAUGUUUGAGCUGCCUUUGGGGUCUAGAAGAGAGUAUUGGCUUUGAAUCCCCCGGAACUGGAAUUACAGGUGGUGUGAGCUGCCCAGAGCUGGUGCUGGGAACUGAACUCUGGUCCUCUGGAAGCUCAGCAAAUGCUCUUGCUAAGCCGUCUCUCCAGCCUGAACGCUCAUUUGAAAAAUUAUACUGGUUCUUUUAUUUUUUAUUUUCUUGACACAGGGUCUCAUGUAGCCCAGGCCGAUCUCAAACUCACGAUGUACCUGAGCUGACCUUGAAGCAAAAGCUGGCAGCCGUUGAGGGAGGCGGCCAGGAGAGGCAGGCACGCAGGAAGGAAGUUUCUGACCUCCUAUGUCAUGCCUAGACUCCAGAGCUGUGGGAGGGGAGCAUCAGGCAAUUAUCCUCUCUGAACCCAACACAGUUAUUAAACAGCACUGAAGCCUUUAAUUACCAGCGUAUUAGCAUACUACAAUGGGGAGCAACACUUGGUGGAUAACAGCCUAGGGCCUGCGGAAGCAAGGCCUGUUCUUACCACUAAUUAGGAGAAAACUGUAGAAGCCGGAGGAGGGAAUUGGUCUUUCCCGGGAAGAUAAUUGGAUAAAGAUUAGUUCUUCCUCCGCCCAUCACUUGCAGGCAGAUGGUAUCGUGCCUGAGAUCCGUUUGCCAAGAUGUUUCUGUGCAGCAUGUGAUGGUUGUGUGGAUGGCUAUAGCACUUUACAGUUUCCAAACCCAUUCUCUGUGCAUUACCACACUGAGUCCUAUGGCAUGGCCAGGACACCACUGUCCUCUUUUUUAUGGUGAUGAGACAACAGAGAGAGACUUCAGUGACUCCCCACAGCUCAGAGCUCUUGGGCAGAGGCGACUUCUGGGGUGCAAGCCCGCUGCUGGGAAAUUUGAAGGGUCAUGGGCUCCACUUUACCAACUGCAAUCCCAAGGCAAACCUGUGAUGCCUGCUAUCAGCCCGGGGCUCUGUCAUGAGUCAGGACAGAGCUUUAAAGCCAACUUUGUAAUACCCACCCUGCUGUGCCCUGCUGUGUCCUGCUGUGCCCUGCUGUGUCCUCCUGUGUCCUGCUGUGCCCUGCUGUGCCCUGCUGUGUCCUGUUGUGUCCUGCUGUGUCCUGUUGUGUCCGGCUGUGCCCUGCUGUGUCCUCCUGUGUCCUGCUGUGUCCUACUAUGUCCUCCUGUGCCCUGCUGUGCCCUGCUGUGUCCUCCUGUGUCCUGCUGUGUCCUACUGUGUCCUGUUGUGUCCUGCUGUGCCCUGCUGUGCCCUUCUGUGUCCUCCUGUGUCCUGCUGUGCUCUUCUGUAUCCUGCUGUGUCCUCCUGUGUCCUGCUGUGUCCUCCUGUGUCCUCCUGUGUCCUGCUGUGUCCUGCUGUGCCUUGCUGUGCCCUGCUAUGUCCUGCUGUGUCCUGGUGUGCUCUUCUGUGUCCUGCUGUGUCCUGCUGUGUCCUGCUGUGUCCUGCUGUGUCCUACUCUGUCCUCCUCUGUCCUGCUGUGUCCUGCUGUGCCCUUCUGUGUCCUGCUGUGCCCUGCUAUGCCCUGCUGUGCUCUGCUGUGCCCUUCUGUGUCCUGCUGUGCCCUGCUAUGUCCUGCUGUGACCUGUUGUGCCCUGCUGUGCCCUGCUGUACCUUGUCUCAACCCUACCCUGCUAUACAUACUUGCUAUGGACCCGGAUAUGGACUUGGGACUUUUCUGCCACUGUGCUCAGAGCCCCAAGGGCUGGAAACAAAGGUUGGUGCACAGGAGACCCUCUGCAUGUAUUUGUUGUUGAGCGACUCUGGGGGUGGCCAAGCUGGGAGACUUCAGAGCUGUCUUAGUUAGGAUUUCAUUGCUGUAAAGAGAUACCAUGACCACGGCAACUCUUAGAGAGGAAAAGAUCUAACUGGGGCUGGCUUACAGUUCCAGAGGUUCAGUCCAUUAUCAUCAUGACAGGAAGCACGGCAGUAUGUAGGCAGACAUGGUGCUGGAAAGGAGCUGAGAGUCCUACAUCUUGCAGCAGAGCGAGACUGUGUCUCAAACUGGGAAUAGCUUGAGCAUAUAUAACCUCUAAGCCCUCCUCCACAGGGAUGCACUUCCUCUAACAAGGCCACACCUACUCAAAAAAUGCCACUCAAACACAUGAGUCUAUGGGGGGGGGGUCAUAGCUAUUCUAACCACCACAAGAACCAUGGCUUCAUUUGUAAACAGAAAGAAAAGUUCACCAAGGGUUUCAGAGCCAGGAUCUCUGAGACUAGAAGCCAAGGUCAGAGGAGGACUCUGGAGGUCUGGCCAUUAGGGCUUAUCCUUAGAGUAGUUCUGAGAGACAUGGGGGCUGCUCUGUGGACCAACUGAGGCUGGGCUGUAAAUACCUCCCAGGAGGCCUAUGCUGGGCAUAGUGUGAAGCCAGGUGGAAUGGAGAAGGGGACCCCCCAUGAGGAACCUCCAUAAUGUUAUAGGAACUCAGAGUCACAAGGAGGUGACUGAAGAGCCUGCCUCACAUACUGUAUGCUAUGGGGGACAGCGGGAAGCCUUUGGUGACCUGUGACCUCGCUAAGGAGCCACCUGCCAUGCUGUAAUACACUCUGCCAGCUUCCGUCUGCCUUGGCUUUGCCAUGGUAGGUCUGUGUCCCAGCCUGCUCAUCUUGUGGGACUAAGAUGAUGGUUUAUGCUGAGAACCCUGCAUAGCCAUAAAAGUUAAGUGUGUUUAUACGCUGCAGGGACCUGCCUGCCAACAGAGGGAAGGAAGAACAACUUCAGCCUUUAGACAGCCUCCUAGAGAUGGAGUCAGGACCUCCAAGCUCUGGGUGGCACCA